AUGUCUCAUAUUACAUCUACUUAUCCAUCGAAUCUUGCUCAAGUUCAUCGUGAACCGGUUGAAAAUUGGAUGAAUAUAAAAGGUUUUGAUCUUCUCAAAGCUUUAUAUACUGAAAGUAAUCGAUGGACAUUUGCAUUUGAAAUGACAGCACUAUUAUCACGUAUAAAAAAUCAUUUAAAUGCAAUUAAUAAUCAUCGUAUUCAUGUAUAUGAACGUUCAGUUCUUAGUUGUUUUCAUGUAUUUAUUCGUCAUGAUCUUGAACAAAACUAUUUAAAUGAAGCUGAAUAUAAAAUUCUUCAAGAUUAUUUUGAAUAUAGUCGUCAAAAAACGAUUGAUCUAUCACAAACAGUAAUACUUUAUUUUGAUUUAUCACCAAAAGAAUGUUUUGAACGUAUUAUUCAACGUUCACGUCAAUCAGAAUCAAAUAUUGAUUUAAAACGUUUGGAACAAAUAAAAUAUUAUUAUGAUGAGUUUAUACAUAAUUUUAAUUUAUGUUCUAUAAAAAUUAUUGAUGCAUCACAAUCAACAGAACAACUAUGUCAACAAGUUAAUUCUUUACUAAAUCAAUUUAUUAAACAAAAUCAAAUACAUGAUAUGACACAUAAUAGGCAAUCAUCUACUAUAACAGAAUUAGAGAGUUAA
Molecule: messenger RNA, 642 nt
Organism: Rotaria sp. Silwood2
Lineage: Eukaryota; Metazoa; Rotifera; Eurotatoria; Philodinida; Philodinidae
Source: the annotation of a GenBank genome assembly